AUGAUUUUUGAGUGGUCUUGGGAAUCUGGAGAGGUCCCGGCUGACUGGAAGCUGCUGAACGUUGUCCCGGUUUUCAAGAAGGGCAAGAAGGAGGACCUCAGAAACUACAGGCCUGUCAGUCUCACUUCAGUGCCUGCCCCCCCGAGCCCCUCCUGCUCCCCGGCCCCGCCCCGGGGGUGGCUCCGGGUGUGGGGGGGGCCCCCCUCCCGCGAGAGGCCCGUGGGGACCCCCCUGACCCUCGAGUGCCACUUCCGAGGCCCCCCCGACACCGCCCUGACCUGGCUCCAGGCGUGUCCCCCCGGGCUCGGGGAGGUCCCCCGGAGCUGCCCCUGGCCCCAGGAGGUGGUGGCCACCCGGGGGGGCCGCCGGAUGGACCGGGUGGUGCAGGAAGGGGGGGGAAGCUCCACCCUGACCUUCCCCAAACUGUCCCACAACGACUCCGGGCUCUUCUUCUGCCGCGUGGAGUCCGGGGGGGAGACGGCCCAGAGCUGCGGCACCUUCGUCAGGGUCCUCGAGCCGGUUCCCGCCCCGUUCCUGGCGCUGAGGGAGAGCACCAAGAACCGGAUCCUGACGGCGCAGGGGGUGCUGCUGCUGCUCUGCUCGGCCGGGCCGGGGCUGCUGCUGCUGCUCAGGAAGCGCUGGGCCAACGAGCAGCUGCUGCACCCCGAAAAAACCACAUGCGAGGAGGAAAACCUCUACGAGGGGCUGAACCUGGACGAGUGUUCAAUGUACGAGGACAUUUCCCGGGGGGUCCAACCCACCUACCAGGACGUGGGGACCCUCCCCGGAGACUCACAGCUUGAAAAGCCCUGAGGGACCCCCCGAAAAAGGGGGGUGGGACCCCCCGGGAAGGGGUUUGGGAUCCCCUGGCUCUGCUUGGCCCCCCCGAUGCUCUGCUCUGGUGACACAAGGCCGUGCUGACCCCCCCCCAAAUAAAGCUGCUGUACUGCCGGA
Messenger RNA from Pseudopipra pipra, 954 nucleotides. Its product is annotated as B-cell antigen receptor complex-associated protein alpha chain-like. The record is from RefSeq and is a predicted model, not a curated record. Lineage: Eukaryota; Metazoa; Chordata; Aves; Passeriformes; Pipridae. The transcript has 5 exons. Gene Ontology annotation, cellular component: B cell receptor complex; membrane; external side of plasma membrane. Gene Ontology annotation, molecular function: transmembrane signaling receptor activity. Gene Ontology annotation, biological process: B cell differentiation; B cell receptor signaling pathway. The coding region runs from base 1 to 813 and encodes 270 amino acids.